CUAGAUUUCUUACUAUAUAUUUCACCAAUACUGCUACUACAUACUGCACUGACCCAUUUUGUUGCCAUGCAUUCAAAUUUAGAUAUGAAGAUUCAAAAUCUUCUUGUCACAAGCCUCCUAGCCCUUACCUUUUUGCUCCCCUGCAUUCAAAGUUUGAAGCCAUGUCAUUACUCUACUGUGUUAAACAGGAGUAGUUUUCCGGCUGGUUUUCUAUUUGGAGCAGGAUCAAGUGCUUAUCAGUCUGAGGGAGCAGCAUAUGUAGAUGGCAAGACAAGAAGUAUCUGGGAUUCUUUUGUUAUUGAACAUCCAGGGAAGAUUUCGGACCAUAGUAAUGGGGAUGUAGCCGAUGAAUUUUAUUAUCUCUAUAAGGAGGAUGUUGCUGCGAUGAAAGAAAUUGGUCUGGACACAUUCAAAUUCUCCAUCUCAUGGCCCAGAGUAUUACCAAAGGGAACAAUUAGCGGGGGAGCGAAUUGGAAAGGUGUCGAUUUCUACAAUUCUCUCAUCAAUGAGCUAAUAUCAAAUGGUAUAGAGCCCUUCGUCACAAUAUUCCAUUGGGAUCUUCCACAGGUCCUGGAAGAUGAAUAUGGUGGAUUUUUAAGCCCUCAGAUUGUGAAUGAUUUUCGUGAUUACGCUGAUUUCUGCUUCCGAGAAUUUGGCGAUAGAGUAAAGUACUGGAUCACUUUGAAUGAGCCAAAUUUAUAUAGUAAAUAUGGAUAUGCAACCGGAGAGUACGCACCAGGUCGUUGUUCCAACUAUAUUGGAAAUUGCACAGAAGGAAACUCUGCAACAGAGCCCUAUUUAGUGACCCACCACAUGAUUCUUUCUCAUGCAACAGCUGCAAAUUUAUACGGGCACAAGUAUAAGGCUUCCCAAAAGGGGAUAAUUGGGAUAACAGUAAACACCGAAUGGCAAAUACCUAAAUAUCAAACAGUUUCAUGCAGAAAAGCUGCCCUCAGAGCUCUCGAUUUUAAACUCGGAUGGAUUGUCCAUCCAUUGACGUUUGGUGAUUAUCCAAAGACCAUGAGAAAUUUAGUUGGGAAUCGACUGCCUAAUUUUACAGAUGAACAAACAAUUCUGAUAAAAGGUUCCCUGGACUUCGUUGGAGUGAAUUACUAUACGACGAGAUAUGCAGAAAAAUCUAAUUCUAGCAGCAGUCUCCUGAGUUACACAACGGAUAGUCAUGUUAACGACACUGUUGAGAAAAAUGGGAUUCCUAUUGGUGAACUGGCAGGAGGCAAUUGGAUUUAUAUGUACCCGAGAGGACUUGGAGAGCUUUCGCUAUAUGUAAAGAGAGAAUACAAUCUUCCUAUUUACAUCACUGAGAAUGGAAUGGCGGACGCAAAUAAUAGUUCGUUAUCAGUUGAUGAAGCUCUCGACGAUAGCUUGAGAAUAACAUAUCUCCAACUUCAUCUAUCAGAUCUCCUACAAGCUAUCCAGAAAGGGGCUGAUGUUAGAGGGUAUUCUGUGUGGUCAUUUCUCGAUGACUUUGAGUGGGCUUCUGGUUAUACUUUACGUUUUGGUUUCACUUAUGUAGAUUAUAGUAACGGAGUGAGAAGAUAUCUCAAAAAAUCUGCUUUAUGGUACAAAAAAUUCUUACAAAAGAAAAAUGUGACCACCCAUCAAUCUUCUUUAUUAUUCUCUGUAUAAUUGAACAUAUUGUUCAAGGCACUUGAUGACUUUAAAUAAAUAAUAUAUA
Pistacia vera is the source of this 1696-nucleotide messenger RNA. RefSeq names its product beta-glucosidase 17-like. The record is from RefSeq and is a predicted model, not a curated record. The coding region runs from base 67 to 1647 and encodes 526 amino acids. Gene Ontology annotation, molecular function: beta-glucosidase activity. Gene Ontology annotation, biological process: carbohydrate metabolic process. The transcript has 13 exons. NCBI's taxonomy places the organism in Eukaryota, Viridiplantae, Streptophyta, Magnoliopsida, Sapindales, Anacardiaceae.